Psylliodes chrysocephalus is the source of this 564-nucleotide messenger RNA. NCBI's taxonomy places the organism in Eukaryota, Metazoa, Arthropoda, Insecta, Coleoptera, Chrysomelidae. The record is from the annotation of a GenBank genome assembly.
AUGUCUCUUACAAUUCAACAAAUAAUUACAGAUGCAAAACGACUGGCCAGUCGAUUAAAAGAUAGAGAUGUCGUAGCUGAUGUAUUACUUAACGAAACUCAUGCAAUUAAUAAAAAAAUAGAUGCAAUGAAACAGUUUCAGGAGGAAGUAGAACAACUCAAUGAAGUUGCAAAUCAAAGACCACAUUCCCAAUUAAUAGCAAAUAUUCAAAAAGAAAAUAGACAUUUGAGAGAAAUCCAACAAGAAAACAGAGAACUCAGAGCUGCUUUAGAAGACUACCAUACUACACUUCAGCAUGUGAUGUCCAAAUACAGACAACACACCAACAAAGAGAUAUAUAGAUCCAAGAUAAAUUUCAAAGCUAUGCAAGAGAAAAAAUAUAAUGAAAUAAUACAACAACAGGCUGAGAAAAUUCAAGAAAUGGCUGCUGUAAUGGACAAAGCUGCUUUAAUUGAUGAAAAUGUUGAUUCUAGGGAACAAGAAGUUGUAUCUAUGUUGAGAAUUGAAAACCAGGGACUGAGAGAAAUGCUUGAUAUUGCUCAAAAAUGUGGAAAUCUAAAAAAA